Messenger RNA from Aspergillus welwitschiae, 833 nucleotides. RefSeq names its product 60S ribosomal protein eL36. Bases 68 to 385 code for a protein of 105 amino acids. The transcript is spliced from 3 exons. The record is from RefSeq and is a predicted model, not a curated record. Gene Ontology annotation, cellular component: ribosome; cytosolic large ribosomal subunit. Gene Ontology annotation, molecular function: structural constituent of ribosome. Lineage: Eukaryota; Fungi; Ascomycota; Eurotiomycetes; Eurotiales; Aspergillaceae. Gene Ontology annotation, biological process: cytoplasmic translation.
CCUCGACUCGACAACUCCCAGCAGCAACCUCCGUCGUCGCCAACCCGCAGUCGUCCCAACCGUCGUGAUGGCGCAAGAACGUUCCGGAAUCGUGGUCGGUCUGAACAAGGGCCACAAAACCACCCCCCUCAACACCCCCAAGACCCGGAUCAGCCGUACCAAGGGCCAGUCUUCCCGCCGCACGGCCUUCGUUCGUGAGAUCGCCCGCGAGGUUGUCGGUCUUGCCCCCUAUGAGCGUCGUAUCAUCGAACUCCUGAGAAACACUCAGGACAAGCGCGCUCGUAAGCUCGCCAAGAAGAGACUCGGUACCUUCGGCCGUGGCAAGAGAAAGGUCGAGGACAUGCAGCGGGUCAUCGCCGAGGCCCGCCGCACUGGCGCUCACUAAACUUUCCAUUUCUCUCUCCAAAUAUCUCCUGUUUCCAGUUUUCUCUCUCUCCUAUUAGCCAAGAAUGAGAUAACGAAAACAUCCCACACCCAACCUCAAAAAAUGAAAUGAAAGUGAAAGUGAGAAACAAAAACCAUGUUUCAAUACAUUCUUCUCUUCCUCCGAGUUGUAAAAUAGCCCUUUGGGCGCAAUGCGUGGGUCGGUUGAUCUACACAGCCUCCUCCUCAUUGUUGUUAUUUAUCCUGGGCUAUGGUGUGAGGGAUUGGCUGGUAGGGGCGCUUGACUUGAUCUACUUCAGCCCCAGGCCCUUUCACGAGAUUCAUUGGUUUGUCUUGAGGACUUGGGGAAGUCUGAGAUGAUGGAAAUGGUAAUAGGCAACAAAGGACUGAAAUGAGAAAGGUUUAGAAAAAAACGGAGUUUAAUACAAUACCACUGCACUACUGGGAUC